AUGAAUAGUAUACAGUAUGCAUCUAAUCUGUCUAGUCCUCACCCCAAUUAUCCAUAUGCUGCGACCGUUCCCCAACGCCAUCCUGAACGACCAAGACCAUCCAGUGCUCGAGAUCCUGUUUACGCGGACUUAUUAGAUAGUUUAUUUUAUAACCAAACAGCCACUCCACAAAGUCGUCUUCAACCCAGCACUACAACCAUCUUUGAUGGGCGUGCUACAUCAGCUGACCGCGGCUCUAAUUAUCCUGUUGGACCUAGGGGUUAUCUGAAUUCAUCUGCCCAACGCUAUGGUCGAUCCGCCUAUCUUCCUGGAUACAUUAUUGAUCAAACAACUUCAUAUCAACCAUUAAAUUCAUGCAUAACAUCCACGCAGUCCAUGGGAAACCGCAGGGCACAAUCUUAUGAUGUGAAUCUUGAAAGACAAGGCCUUUCGGAACACACUAAUGCAAUGCAGUCGACCGGUAUAAACACAAAUCCUGGCGGAUACAAUUAUUAUGGAAAUGUUGGAAGUGAACGAAUGAAUGGUUUAGGCGGUGGUGCACCAAUUAUGAAUCCUGUAAUGGAUUAUAGAAAUUUCUCCGGUGUUUCUGGCUAUAGUGGAUAUGGUACAAAUCUAGGAGGGAGUUCGGGGUUGAUGACGUUUCAAAAUAGUGCGGAUGUUAUAAGCCUUCAGUGUGAGUGCGUCAGGCUUAACCAAGAACUAGAAGUCACUAAAGAGAAAUUGAAUGCCUGUAUGACAAGUAUUCGUACCUUUUGGAGUCCGGAGCUUAAGCGUGAACGUGCAAUGAGGAAAGACGAGAACGCUAAGUAUGCCAUUCUUGCAGAUCACCUCCAUCAACUUCAAUUAGAAAAACAGGUAUGCUGUAACAAACUAACUCAUAAUUAA
Messenger RNA from Rodentolepis nana, 885 nucleotides. Lineage: Eukaryota; Metazoa; Platyhelminthes; Cestoda; Cyclophyllidea; Hymenolepididae. The record is from the annotation of a GenBank genome assembly.